This is a messenger RNA of Somion occarium, 2861 nucleotides long. NCBI's taxonomy places the organism in Eukaryota, Fungi, Basidiomycota, Agaricomycetes, Polyporales, Cerrenaceae. The record is from the annotation of a GenBank genome assembly.
GAAUCUAUCUUUGCACUCAUUUCAAAAUUGCCUGUACUGAAGGCGGGCCAAAGUUAAGACUCUAUCUCAUUUAGUUUUAGUUACAGGUCCAGGACACUACAGCGCUAUUUGACCAAGCACAUCGUGGUGACCCCAUAUGCAAUGCCAACGUUUUAUGCUUUUAGGUUGCCAUUUGCGAUGCAAACCUGCUCCUUAUCGCCACUUCCAACUGCGCAUGUCAAGUUUGGGCGCGACACUUUAUACUAUUUGUCCCCGCUCAUGUCUGUUAGGCAUGUCUAUGUCAUUGCCUUGUCGAGUGUCAGCUCGUAAAAGGAAUAUGGUGUGCUAUCUUCCAUUCCGCCACUCCAAACCCUCGUUAUAAGGUACCCAUGAUAUCCGUGCCUUGGCCUCGCUCUAUCCUCCCUUCAACCCAUUGCAACAUGGCUCCUCGACUUUCGGAAUUGCAACAAGAUGUUUUCAAAAAAACCUAUGCCCCCCUCCGUAUUACAUCCCUUAAGGAAAGCGAGCUUUCCAAGGAUGUUGUGGGCCAAUUCUUAACGACCGCGGUCUUAGAUAGCAUUGGUCUGUCCGCUGUCUACGGCAAGAAAGGCGUUCUUACCCUCCUUGCCCUCGCCUCCGCCGGGGAUGUCCUAAUCAUUCACCUCUCCGGGAGCCAGCAACAGAGCCGUAAUCAUAGUUUAUCUCCUCGACAACUGUUACAACAUGAAAUAUUAUGCAGCACCCGUCUGUCAAAAAUUGCGUUCGAUUUCGAACGCUUAUCGACAGCAUUAUUCUUGGACUGCAAACUUCUGAUCAAGGAUGGUGUUGAUAUUCAAUCCCUUGUACCCGGAUACCGGAAGACAACUGCCACUCUAUUGGCUUCUUUGGGUGGGGAAACCGUCCUUCACAGAAAAAAUACUCUGCGAGCAUUUGAAGAGCACACAAAAGAUAAGGGAUUGGAGAUGAAGAAUCUCGCCUUGCGGGCUUGGGCUUCCUACAUGGUAUCCACCUUCCCUUCUUUUGCUCUCUCUUUGCGUAGUGCACAACAUAUUGAUACGAAGGUGAUACCCAAGAAGGUACUUGCCGUCCUUGCGAAAUGUGCACGCGAUUACGACCGAUUGUCCGCGCUAAAACCUAUGAAGGUCAAGAACGGCAUUUCGCCUGAUGUAAAGAUCAAGAAUGGCUCUCUUCAACUUCAACAGACGCGUUUCAAAACGCGCAUGCGGAGGGCCAAAGACCAGUUCGUUGUUGUCAAAUGCAAAGCCGAUAAGUCGACUUCAAUUGGACGAGUUUCAACGGCCAAGGGCAAGUCGGCGACUGUCAAUCUUAACCAAUCGCUUCCCCUCCAAGGCCGGGUUUCCGUUUAUACCAUUGGCAAAGAAGACCUAACCAAUGCAGAGGCGGCACGCAUAGAUAUCAUCCUAACUUGUCUACAGCGAACCAAUACGUUUUUCGAGCAACCGUUUGCCGCCUUUAUUUUCCUUCAGGUACCCUUCUCAAAACCGAUCUCAAGCAUCGGCAUGCAGUUGCCUGCUGCAUACUUUCCUGGAACAAGAACGCUCAACCCUUCUCAGCUUUGCGCCGUCAAGCGUAUUCUAUCCAAUGCUAGCUCUGAUCGCGUUUGCCUCAUCCAAGGCCCUCCGGGUACUGGAAAGACGACCGUGAUCGCGGCUUGCGUCCAUAGCUUAAUCGCUAAUCCGGCGUACCGUGGAGAACGGUCCAUUUGGCUGGUUGCACAAUCCAACGUUGCAGUGAAGAAUAUUGCAGAAAAGUUAGUUGAUACCGAUUUCUUCAACUUCAAGCUAUUGGUUUCACUUGAUUUUCAUUUCGGCUGGCACGAGCAUCUUUAUGCUAAGCUUGAAUCAAACGUCGUUCGAACGGACGACAUUUCCGAUCAAUUCCAACAGACGGUCAAACUCUUUGCUGGUUGUCGUGUGAUUCUCAGCACAUUAUCCAUGCUAUCUAACCCUCGUCUGGCCACAGCAGGCGUAUUCCGUCUUGUGCCCAUCGAGACCGUCGUUGUGGACGAAGCAAGUCAAAUCGAAAUUGGCGAUUAUCUGCCGUUGUUGAGUAAGUUCGGGAAAGGUUUGCGGAAGCUAGCAUUCAUUGGUGACGACAAGCAAUUGGCACCGUACGGUCAAGAUGACAUUGGGGAUUUGAAAAGUGUUUUCGAGGUGGAUCAUCUCAAGAAACGCUCCGUUUUCCUGGAUAUUCAAUAUCGGAUGCCUAAACCUAUAGGCGAUUUUCUUUCCCGUCGUGUAUACGAUGGCAAACUGAACUCGCAGCAUACCAUUAGCACGAAAACAUCAUGUCGGCUGGCAGAUAUCAAGCUCAGUCAAGAGCGCAAGUCGGGCACUAGCUGGGAGAACGUUGAAGAAGUGAACGCCGUUAUCAAGAUUGCCCAAAAGUAUGCGUCCGAGGGCAAAUCCUACCGUAUCAUUACUCCUUAUGAUGCCCAACGCAAUGCGAUUGAGAAAGCUCUCGAAGCAUCCGGUGUGCCAUGGGAAGAUAGAUGCUUCAACGUCGACUCAUUCCAAGGAAACGAAGCGGAUCAUAUUAUCAUCUCGGUAGUUCGCUCGCAGAAAGUUGGUUUCCUACAGAACAUACGUCGUUCGAAUGUUAUGUUGUCUCGCUGCAAGAAAAGUAUGACUAUAUGCACGAGUCGCGCGUUUCUUGAGGGUGUGGCGUCGUCAACGCUGCUUGGAAGGUUGGCGAAGGAAUGGGCAGAGUCACGACAGAGCUGGAUCACCUCGAGGGACAUACUCGCGGACAAGUUCUAGCCAUAUCCCCAUCAUCGGUGUCUUUAGCGUAGAUACCUCGGCAGUAUGAAUUUGUAUGACGAAGCAUCUCCCAGAUGAAGAUAGAAUCAGAUAUGCCUUUUC